Messenger RNA from Caenorhabditis angaria, 1141 nucleotides. Lineage: Eukaryota; Metazoa; Nematoda; Chromadorea; Rhabditida; Rhabditidae. The record is from the annotation of a GenBank genome assembly.
AUGCGACUUGUUAUUUUGACUCUAUUUUUUAUUUUCACAAUUGUGGUAUGUUAUUCGAUGUAAUUUCUAAUCAAAAAUAAAUUUAUAUAUUUUUCAGAACUGUCGUCAAUGCGAUUUUGAAACUUCAUGCAGCGAUGAUGAAACAUGUUGCAAAUUGGGAGAUAAUCUUUGGGGAUGUUGUCCAAUGAAUAAUGCAGUUUGUUGUGAUGAUCAUACUCAUUGUUGUCCUUCUGGAACACAAUGUGAUACACAAGGAUCACGGUGUAUUCAAGGAAAUGUUAGUUUUUUUUUACUCCGUGGAAAUUCAAGUUAUUAUUUUUAAAGGUAUUCCAUUCUCCAAUGCAAAAGAAAAAACCAGCUACAAAAAAUGUUUUGAGAAAUGAAUUCAAUGAAAUAAUCUGUCCAGACAAUGCAAGUAAAUGCCCAGAUGGUUCGUUUUUCUUUCUUUUUUUGAUUAAAAAAUAUUAUCAUUUUUCAAUGUCACUCAAAUAUUUAAAAAAAAAUUGAAAUUUAGGUUCAACUUGUUGUCUUCUCGAACAAGGAACAUAUGGUUGUUGCCCAGUUCCAAAUGCAGUUUGUUGUCCAGAUAUGCUUCAUUGUUGUCCAAAUGGAUUCACGUGUCACGGGCAAUUCUGCUCACAAAAUGUAGUUUUUUCUUACAUGUGACAAUUUAGAAAAAAACUGAACUUUUUUCAGUUUGCCCGUAUUCCUCAUCUCAAAAAGUUCAAAUCGACUUCAAUCCACCGUAAACCAGCUGUCAAUUUCAUGAAUAGCGAAGAAUCCGACAGUUCUGAGGUAUAUUUUAUUUUUCAAUAAUCUCUUUGAAAUAAAUAAAAUUUCAGUCAGAUGAUCUUCCACAAAGUUUAUCUCCUCUCAAAUGUGGUUUAGAUAAAACUUGUCCAGCAAAAACAACUUGCUGUGCAGUUUCGAAUUCAAAUGGUGGUUUCAAUCACAUGUGUUGUCCUUUGAGUAAUGUAAGAUCACCAUUUUUAUUUUUUUCGAAUCCUUACGAUUAUUGUUUUAGGCUGUUUGCUGUUCAAAUACAUGUUGUCCAAAUGGUUAUCAUUGCAUUGAAGGAGGAAAAUGUGAAAAGAAUGCAUCACCAAAAUACGGUUGGCAAUCAAUUCAAAAUGAUUACUAA